GCCACUUGAGUUCUACGGAACAAAUUGCAGUAGUAAACUUCCGGUACGACUGUGUUUGCAGUCCGAGUUGAAGUGUGCCUCUGUGUUAGUUCUAGACGACCGUAAUACUUGAUUUUUUUUUAAUAUAAAAAAACAGGCAUCGAUGGCGACAGAGGACCAACAAGGAGCUCCUUCAGUUGUUGAUCGUUAUUAUACCCGUUGGUAUAAAACAGAUUUGAAGAGUAAGCCCUGUGAAGACCACUGUGUUCUGCAGCAUUCUAAUAGAAUUUGUAUCAUUACACUUGCAGAAUCGCAUCCAAUUUUACAAAAUGGAAGGCAAAUCAAGAGCAUAAAUUACCAGAUCAGUGCCAACUGCAGCAGGCUACAAAACAAGGUUUCUGGGAAGUCGAAGCGGGGUGGACAGUUCCUUACAGAGCUUGCACCCCUGUGUAGAAUAGCAUGCACAGAUGGAGAGGAAUAUACAGUUUUUAGUUGUAUCAGAGGACGCCUGUUAGAAGUCAAUGAAGACAUUCUUACGAAUCCUAGUCUAUUACAGGAAAAGCCAUCCACAGAAGGCUACAUUGCAGUUGUGUUGCCUAAAUUUGAAGAAAGUAAAAGUGUAACCCAAGGACUGCUGACCCAGACGGAGUAUGAAGAUAUUCUUUCUAAAAGAAGGAGCACAAACCCUGAGCCAUGCUGAUACAGGGAUUGCAGACUGGGCUGCUGUACUGCGGCUGCCUGUCUUUUACAGCUGGAGGGAGUACCAGGAGUUGUGAACAGCAAAUGGCUCGAUUGUUUAUUGGCUUUAAAAACAGCCUUUAAAGGCUAGUUUUGCAGUUAGGAAUAAAUAAGGAGAGGCACUGGGGUUUAUUCAACUUGUGUAAAUACUGCCAUAGUUUAACCCAUUGUUAUGUUUGAUUUGAAAUAUCUUGGUACACAUGAGCCCUAUUUUAAUUUGCUAAAGUGGCUGUAUUCAGAUCCACCACUGUCUUUGAAAAGUUAUGGAUUUGUAUGCUGUCGUAAAGGUUAGUUUAGUCGCUGCCUGGCAACUUGAAAAUAAAUGGUUUAAACACCA
Molecule: messenger RNA, 1054 nt
Organism: Acipenser ruthenus (sterlet)
Lineage: Eukaryota; Metazoa; Chordata; Actinopteri; Acipenseriformes; Acipenseridae
Gene: abitram
Product: actin binding transcription modulator
Exons: 6
Coding region: 143-679 (178 amino acids)
Biological process (GO): regulation of filopodium assembly; dendrite morphogenesis; regulation of actin filament polymerization
Cellular component (GO): dendrite; lamellipodium; nucleus
Molecular function (GO): actin monomer binding; actin filament binding
Source: RefSeq, a predicted model, not a curated record